This is a messenger RNA of Spirometra erinaceieuropaei, 1768 nucleotides long. NCBI's taxonomy places the organism in Eukaryota, Metazoa, Platyhelminthes, Cestoda, Diphyllobothriidea, Diphyllobothriidae. The record is from the annotation of a GenBank genome assembly.
AUGGAUCGUCGCCUCGGUAUCUCCGGGAUGAGGCUCGUCUGGAACACCAUGGGAGGCCACAAGGUAAGUUAGUCCCCCCCCCCCCAGGUAAGCAAACAUUGUUUUGCUGCCUUUGCAUUCGCCUGUUCUUGCCUGCUUACUUACUGUCUGCUUGUUCGUGUCCGUGCUUACUGUAAGCUAAGUGCCAUUCUGUCGAAUUUGUCUACUCAUCGAUUGUAUUUCAGUAGCCAGUCGACCUAGCGAAUGGAGGUAAAGCUCUGCAUCCCGUCACUCUACCCUUCCCGAAUCCCCCCUUUUGGCUUACGGCGAUGCUGUAGGCAGUCCCUGUGGUCGCUCUCCCACCAAACAAAAGACGUGGCCCAUAGUGGAGUUCGGCAACCGUCUGGGACAAUUCAGCAGCCCUAUUUAGGGAGGGCACUGCUCACGCCCGCAAAAGGGGAGGGACUAGAAAAUCUGCCCUAAACAAAUGCUGGGGUUCAACGCCGUCUGCAGGCUGACCGUAGCCUCAGGCGCAAAGCUCACGGUCUAAACAACCAAACAAGAAACAACACUCUCUCUCUCUUUCCUCUCCUCCCCGCAGCCCCACUCGCCAGACUCCACUCACUCCGGCAGUCUGAAAUGUUCGUUCUCUUUUAGGCAAUCCCAAGAGCAACCGACCGAAACGAAGGACGACGCUAUUGGUUCGGAACUGGAGCGCUACAAGGUGGACAUCGCUGCACUCAGGCGACCGGGUUCUCCGAAUAAGGCCACCUGGAGGAAGUGGGUGCCGACUACACCUUUUUCUGGAACACGUGUCCCCAUGGCAGAGCGACGGGACGCUGGCGUCGCCUUUGCUUUCCAGAAUGACUUCGUGGGAUGCCUACCCUGUCUGUCGCAAGCCAUCAACGAUUGCCUGAUGGGCCUCCGCCUGCCUCUCAGCGGAGGCGAAUUCGUCACCAUCGUCCGUGUCUACGCCUCCUCCCCCCAGAUGACCAGUUCUGACGAGACGAGGAAUAAAUUCUACGAGGAUCUGCACGCCCUCCUGGCGCCUGUGUCGAAGGCUGAUAAGUUGAUUGUCCUUGGUUACUUCAACGUCCGCGUCGGCACAGACCAUGCUGCCUGUAGAGGAGUGGUGGGUCCCCAUGGUCUCGGUGACUCCAACGACAGUGGCCUGCCCCUCCUACGAACCUGCGCAGAACACCGGCUGAUCCUGACCAACAUCCACUUCCGCGUCCCGAUGUGAGAGGAGGUCACUUGGAUGUACACUCAGUCGCGACAGUGGCACCUGCUGGACUAUGUCCUCGUCCGGAGGCGAGACCAGUGGGACAUGCUGGUAAAAAAGGCGAUUUCGGGUGCCAACGUGUGGACCGACAAUCGUUUCAUCUCCAAGAUGCGGAUUCGCAAACAGCCUGGCAGGUGACCUCAAGGUAAGCGACUCCCAGGUAAGUUUAAUAUUUCUUUGUUGUCUCUGCCUGCUUACCAUCUCUAUUUCAUCUAUUUCAGUAACGAGCUAGCCAAACGGUUAGCCAACCUUCCAGUCGUCCCUGCCGCCGCUGACGAGAACGCCUCGGUUGAGAAACGAUGGUGUCAACUACGGGACACAGUCCAGCCGACGACUCUGGUCGUCUUCAGUCGCGCAUUUCGCCAACACCAGGACUGGUUUGAUGACAACUACGCCGCCAUCAGCAAGCUGUUCGUCGAGAAGAACCGCCUGCGCAAAGCCUACGUCGACCGCCCGACCGAUGACAACAAAACGGCCUUCUACCAUAGUCGUCGCCCUAAGCAGUAG